Molecule: messenger RNA, 2109 nt
Organism: Symbiodinium sp. CCMP2592
Lineage: Eukaryota; Dinophyceae; Suessiales; Symbiodiniaceae
Source: the annotation of a GenBank genome assembly
AUGUUCGCUGUGUCUGGCUUGGAACUCUUUGGUCAAGGCAGCUUGGGCGAUGCGGUUCGUCUUCAGCUGAGUCACUGGACGGUGCUUGCCGGUCGUCCACUGGACAACAGUGCUUUGAUCUUCGAUGUUGUGGAAGCACUGGAGUUGAGAACUCCUGUCGUGUGGAAUACAAUCUCUGGCCGUAAAGGGGGCUCGUUUUUUACAACUCUGGAAGAUGGGCAGGAAGCAAAAUUUCGGAGAGAGCUGCCUGCGCAGCACCAUCCUGCUUUCGUCAGUGGGUGCAGUGGGUGCCAUCGAGUUUUGCGAUUGCCGCUGCCGUAUGCGAUCAUGCUCAUGCGAAAACAGUGGUUUACUGUUGCAGUGCCCGAUUUGGUUUGCAAGUGGAACUACGACCCUUACGGCACGGACGGCGGCAGGAAAUUUGUAUCUGGCCUGGUUGGGGCCGGUCGCAAGUAUGAGCGUGCUUGGGCAGCCCUCCGCAAGUUUGGGCCGAGACCAAAGGACGUGCCCGAUGCAUCUGAACCUGGUGAGGGUCGUGGUCACGGCGCUUCUUUAUCCAAGCAGGGCCUGGAUGUCGUGCAUGACAGCAAGAAAGUCUGGGACUUGGCUGACUGUUUAGUGAGUUUGGGAAACGGUCGAGGGGACUCCGUGGAUCCGUCGACGUGGCAGGACUUUGUCGCUGGCCUUCGGUUCCAGCAUUGUGAAAGCUUGCUGUUGAGUGCGAGGCGGCAUGCGUAUGUUGCUGGAGAGCCGAGCCUUGCUUUUCGCAUCGGCCACCUUGUGGAAACAAUGCUUUUCGCGAUGUUCUUGAGCAAUGAUUCGAAUGUUGGCGAGGCGUUGAAAAUGGCUGCAUGCCUGCUGCUUCCACAGCAGCUUGCCAUGGCGUGGAUUGACAGGAUAUCGGCCGAUCCUCAGAAAUAUCUGCCUUCGGCCUCGAUAAUGUCGCAGAGACGAGCAGCUCUGGACAUUGGCUUUGCCAGGUUGCAACAAGACUGGUUGACAAACAAGCUGCUACAGGGCUGCUGCAUCUUCGCCAUGACAGAUUCUUCCCCGCAGGGCGGGCGUGACUACGAGAUCACAGUGCUCGACAUCGUCGCGGCAGCUGAUGCUCGAGACAUCAUGCGCGGGAUCACGUUCUUCCAGGUGACAAAUGGGUCAUGCCUAUGUCCUAUGUUGCGUGGGAAGAUUGUUCAAAUGAUUCCGCCCCCCAUAACAUUGGGCGGGCGAGCCGGAAAUGCUGCUCAUCGCUUGUCCGCAUUCUUGCAGUCAUUGCUACUCAUCAGUGGUGAUUUCAAGACCUUGCAGAAAGUGCUGUCAUCUCUUCUUAGCAUCACGACAGACUUGGGCGUGGAGAGCUUGCUUACCAAGCUGGAGCCGAUAGCAUUGUCAGCUGUGCUGCCAUAUUUCGGCCCUGCUCCCACAGCAGCUUCUGUUGCUGAGGACCAAGCUUUUCGAGUGCAAGCAGACGAGUCUCUGGACCAGGAGCCUUUCCGGCAGCAGGCGGAAAACUGCUUUGAUGAAGAGCAAGGGGAGUCGGAGCGACUCAUCGCAAAAUGUUUUUCCAGCGGCCCUGCGGGUCAGUCUGAAGUUCGAAGCAAGAUUGAGGCUUUCAAUGCCGAGUGCUAUCGAGAACGCUGGGGCACAGUGGCUCGGUGCGCCAUCGAGCUGCACCAUGUUCUCCCGGCACUUCGUCUAGGAUGGAGCAAGGAGGCAUGCCUGGCAGGAUCAUCUGUUCAAUCGCGAGGUGUGAAUAUUGAGGCAGUCGACAAGUUGGUGCAAUGCCCAUGGUUUGAGAGCUUUUUGGUCAUGUUGAAAGUGUUUUCAUCGAUCGUCUUGCAUCUCAUUCACUGGGUAGAGAGCUGUCCCUGCCAUUGGCAUCUAUUGACGGGUGCUUCAGCGCAGUUGCUCAGCAAAGCAGACAGGCAUCUCUUGGAGCAAUGCCCCAUGCGCACAGGGCGAGCCCCCGAACUUGCCCAGGGAGACUUCCUGAAGGAGCUGACGUCCUUCUCCUCUUAUGCAGGUUCGGACUUUCUGCAACAAUUCCCUGUUGAGCUUGAGGAGUCCCAGCAAGCGACCAUGCUUCUUGGGCUUGCCCAAAGGGGUUUGUAG